Messenger RNA from Mycosarcoma maydis (corn smut), 2286 nucleotides. RefSeq lists its product as uncharacterized. The record is from RefSeq and is a predicted model, not a curated record. Gene Ontology annotation, biological process: G protein-coupled receptor signaling pathway. Gene Ontology annotation, cellular component: cytoplasm. The transcript has a single exon. NCBI's taxonomy places the organism in Eukaryota, Fungi, Basidiomycota, Ustilaginomycetes, Ustilaginales. Gene Ontology annotation, molecular function: G-protein alpha-subunit binding; guanyl-nucleotide exchange factor activity. The coding region runs from base 1 to 2286 and encodes 761 amino acids.
AUGUCUGACACCAUCCGCGAGUACCUCUCGCUUCCUUCAUCCGCACGAGUCGAUUCUCCCACACAGACACAUCGCUGGCUCGAUGCUCUCUUCACUGGCGGUCUUCCAGUGCUAGGUUCCGUCAGCAACUCAAGUCGGUCCAAACUGGCCACGGCUGUCCUCAACGACAUUGCAGCCGCAUCAGGUACACGCCAGGGCGAUUAUCUCCUCAACGCAAGGAUCAAUGUUCGCUGGGACUCGCACAUUAGGCUUUCUGCCUUGAGGUUGCUAAAGGAGCUCAGCCGUUUACCCGGCGGAAGUGCACCGCUCGCCAAACCAGAAGCACUCCGCAUUCUCUUGCAGCAGGUCGACUUCCCAAAGCAGCGCGUUCCGAAAACUUCUCAACAAGGUGCAUUUGCCUCGUCCACCUCGUCUUCUUCCAUCCCGUCAGCUCCCAAUCCCGCUUACACACUCGGGUCGAUAGCAAAGUCCCUGCGCCGUGCCGUCAGCCGUCGUGGCUCUCACCAAUCCGACCGUUGCCAUUCCAAGGACAAAGACGCUCCGUCUUCAGACAGCGGCGGCGAGGAUUAUGACACCAGUGCCGAUCCCGACUGGCCCAUCACCGACAUGGCCUUGCGCUGUCUCAACAAUGUCCUUUUUCUCAACGAACAUGCUCGACUCCCCUUCUCCAGCCAGGAUGUCGGAGGUGGCCACGUCGCUGUAGCGCUUCUCUCGAGACCUCAAGACACGCCCGUAGACAUUCUCUUCCUUGGUGCGCGUCUCUUGUUCUUCAGCACGCUCUUCGAGUCACCAUUCAACAAGACUGCCGUCACCUCUCUCAAUGUCAUCGGUAUCGAGGCUGCAUGCGUUGAAGCCCUCGUCAAAGCCAUGCUCGAAAAGGCUGCCAAUCCAAAUGCUGCUUCCUCUGUUCUCGUAGCCAGUGGUACCGAAGCCCAGCUCAACAUGGCGCUUUCCGAUUUGCUCAAAGCACAUUUCAACGUUUGUCUCUACUAUCCUCGCAUUAUCCAAGCAGAAGCAAACCAGCAGCAGCCAGAAACGGAUCCAUCAACGUCAACGCCGCAAGCCGAACUACAAGGUCCAAUCCUCGGUGAAGGCUUUCAUAUCGAGCUCCUCGGCAUGCUCCGACCACUCGUCUCUGUCAUCACCGCACUUCCACUGCCUCCUUCGGUGCCAUUGAUGCCACCCUUCACACAUGCCAUCGCUGAUCUGCUUAAUUACCCUGUUGCCAACCUCAAAGACGAGAUCUCCACCGACAGUACGCCCUCUGCUGUCAUUUCGACUGCACUCACCGCUCCGAUAUCUGUCUCGUCUACCCAGGCCCUCCAGUCUGCACCACUCUACCUCAGCCGGCUCGUCAUGUUUGCCGACCGUUCGCUGGCCCGCUACUUUGCCACACCUGUCACAGGCGACGACGGUAGGCGCAUUCCCGAAGACGUCGAUGCCAAAGCCGUCAAGCAAAAAGCAGCAUCUGAUGGCAUCGAUCUCGAAGACACCCUAGAACCACUUCUUCUUCUUCUCCGAAAAACGGCUGCGGAGGACGACUCGCUUCGAUCAACGCUCGUCUCGAUUCUCUUGCCAUCUGAUCUCGAUCGCAGUCUUGCUCUCGAUCGUCGACUUGACGUGCUCGGGAGAUUGGUGAGGCUCAUGUCGUCCGUCACGCUUUCGCGGCCUGCACGAGCAUCGGGCGAGUUGCUGCUCUCUCUCUGCAACGGAGAUGCAAGGCAGAUGACAGAAGCAAUUGGAUAUGGCCCAUGUGCAGGCUUCCUCAUGAACACCGGUCUCGCUUCGGCCUUGCCCUCUGGAGUCUCGGCCACUGCUGACUCCAACGGAAGGUCUAUCGAUCCGAUCACGGGCGAAUACGAGCCCACCGAAGAAGAAAAGGCCAUGGACGAGAUCAGCCGUAUGACCGAAGAGGAAAAGGAGGCAGAAGCCGAACGGCUUUUCGUGCUCUUUGAUCGCAUGAACAAGACAGGUGUCAUGCAGGUACGACAUCCUAUGGCCGCAGCACAAGAGUCUGGGCGAUUCCAAGAGCUCGAUGCGAAAGCAGAGCACGAGGAACGUGAGAGGCUCGAGAAGGAGGAUGAGGAAGCGGAGAGAGAGGUACAGCGCGAGAUGGCAGCGCACAAGAAGAGGAAGGAGGACGCUAAAUUGCGCGCACAAAAGCUCGUCUCUUCGCAGUCACAGCAGCAGUCUCAGAAGAUGCAAGCUGAAACAGUAGCUGCAAACGGCAUGGAAGAUGCCCAAGUGGUUAAGCUGACCGGUCAGCACAAGUUGGCUGCUUCGUAA